This is a messenger RNA of Oncorhynchus kisutch (coho salmon), 8079 nucleotides long. Its product is annotated as transcription elongation factor SPT5. NCBI's taxonomy places the organism in Eukaryota, Metazoa, Chordata, Actinopteri, Salmoniformes, Salmonidae. Gene Ontology annotation, molecular function: protein binding; mRNA binding. The transcript has 30 exons. Gene Ontology annotation, biological process: transcription elongation by RNA polymerase II; regulation of transcription by RNA polymerase II; transcription elongation-coupled chromatin remodeling. Gene Ontology annotation, cellular component: DSIF complex. Bases 4992 to 7820 code for a protein of 942 amino acids. The record is from RefSeq and is a predicted model, not a curated record.
GAAUGUGGUUCGUUGCCUUCCAAAUUUCGUUAUUUUGUGUAUCGAAGGAAGUGGAAGUGACAAAAAAAAUAUCUAACAAUUUCUUUCUUCUUUUAGUUAAGUCCAAACCAAGACACGUGUUUUAGAAAGUCUCUUUGGAGGAGACCCCGGCUCCAAGAAUGUCGGACAGUGAAGACAGCGACUUCUCUGACAACCAGAGUGAACAAAGUAGCGAAGCCGAGGAGGUGGAUAAAAAUGAGGCAGAGGAAGAUGGGCAGGCAAGUUUAUCUGGCAGUGACAAGGCAGCAGAAGAGGAAGGGGAAGACUUGGCAGAUGAGUAUGACGAAGAGGAGGAAGAGGAUGAUGAUGACCGUCCCAGAAAGAAACCCAGGCAUGGAGGUUUCAUCUUAGAUGAAGCCGAUGUGGAUGAUGAGUAUGAAGAUGAAGACCCGUGGGAGGAAGGUGCUGAGGAUAUUUUAGAGAAAGGUAAGGUCACACAUGGGGCCAUGUUUGAGGAUAUCUAAUACCUGAGAGGGAGUUCUAUAUGAGCAACGUUGGGGCAGUUGUCUGUUGAUGAGGACUGAGUUCAUGAACUUUGUUAAAUUUUAAAUUAUUUGAAAAUUACUUUCCUAUGGGUGGUGUGCAGAUGCUUAGGCAUGAUGGAUUUGUCUGUAGUAUUGUUUGGAUUCAGGAAGGGACAGGCAGCAUUACAAAUACAAUCAACAAAUCUAUGCCAAAAUGAGUAUAUGUGAGUGUUGACUGUGUUCUUCCUGUGCUAAUAAUUCCUUUUCUUGUGCAUGCCUCCUUCAGUUAACGGUAAAUCAAUUCCAGAUUUUCUGCUCUCUGUUUUCCUUGCAUCUAAUUAAAUGGAUUGGUUAUCUCUCAUUCAAUAAGUCACAUUCUGUUAUAACUCCACCCACAUUUUCGUACUGCUGCACUUCUAAUCUAAAGGAGCACUGAUGGCAAAUACAUUAUUGGGGUCUCCCAUAAUAACUGAGGCUACCUGUAUGAGGUAAUACAAUAGUAUAUUGUAUUUGACAGCUGUGACCUAUUUACUGGUCAGGAAAAUAUUGUAGAAAUGUUGUUGGAUGGUAUGUUAACCUGACACCGGCAGAGUUAUGACUUAUCAGUAGGGAUGCAAAGGGUCGGAUAUUUUCCAUGGGAAGUUAAGCCUGGGAUUUUUGCUUAAAUUCCUCAAAAAAGUGAUCUUAUAACAGUGACUUUUUUUGUUGUUGUGGGAUACACAUAAGGCAAUUCUAGUUCUUGUGGCAUAUCUUGGUUUAACUAUCCCCAAUUCAAUGUAAUUGCAACCCUCUGUAUGCAUAGUGCAUUCUUCCAUCACGUGCAGUGCACUCUUCCAUCACAUGUACAACUCAUUCUCAAGAUCUUGCACACUAAUGAGAUGCUAUUGAGCCCACACUACUACACUGUCUGAGCCAAGGACCACAUGCUUUCUGGUAAGUUUUGAUCAAUUACAAUACUGGGUGGGGUGAAUAUAUUUUAUGUUACAUUUAUAUAUUUUUUACUAGUAAAUAAACUCAGCAAAAAAGUUAACGGCCCUUUUUCAGGACCCUGUCUUUCAAAGAUAAUUAGUAAAAAUCCAAAUAACUUCGCAGAUCUUCAUUGUAAAAGGAUUAAACACUGUUUCCCGUGCAUGUUCAAUGAACCAUAAACAAUUAAUGAACACGCACCUGUGGAACGGCCGUUAAGGCACUAACAACUUCGAGACGGUAGGCAAUUAAGGUCACAGUUAUGAGAACUUGGGACACUAAAGAGGCCAUUCUACUGACUCUGGAAAAACACCAAAAGAAAGAUGCUCAGUGCCUUAGGCAUACUGCAAGGAGGCAUGAGUACUGCAGAUGUGGCCAGGGCAAUAAACUUCAAUAUCUGUACUGUGAGACGCCUAAGACAGAGCUACAGGGAGACAGGACGGACAGCUGAUCGUCCUCGCAGUGGCAGACCACGUGUAACAUCACACCUGCGGGACAGGUACAGGAUGGCAACAACUGCUCGAGUUCCACCAGGAACACACUAUCCCUCCGUCAGUGCUCAGACUGUCCGCAAUAGGCUGAGAGAGGCUGGACUGGGGGCUUGUAGGCCUGUUGUAAGGCAGGUCCUCACCAAACAUCACAGGCAGUGUUGCCUAUGGGCACAAACCCACCGUCGGCUGGACUAGACAGGACUGGCAAAAAGUGCUCUUCACUGACGAGUCGUGGUUUUGUCUCACCAGGGGUGAUUGUUGGAUUCGCGUUUAUCGUCGAAGGAAUGAGCGUUAUACUGAGGCCUGUACUCUGGAGCGGGAUCGAUUUGGAGGUGGAGGGUCCGUCAUGGUCUGGGGCGGUGUGUCACAGCAUCAUCGGACUGAGCUUAAUGUCAUUGCUGGAAAUCUCAACGCUGUGCGUUACAGGGAAGACAUCCUCCUCCCUCAUGUGGUACCCUUCCUGCAGGCUCAUCCUGACAUGACUCUACAGCAUGACAAUGCCACCAGCCAUACUGCUCGUUCUGUGUGUGAUUUCCUGCAAGACAGGAAUGUCAGUGUUCUGCCAUGGCCAGCGACGAGCCCGACUCUCAAUCCCAUUGAGCACAUCUGGGACCUGUUGGAUCGGAGGGUGAGGGCUAGGGCCAUUCUCCCCCAGAAAUGUCCGGGAACUUGCUGGUGCCUUGGUGGAAGAGUGGGGUAACAUCUCACAGCAUGAACUGGCAAAUCUGGUGCAGUCGAUGAGGAGAAGAUGCACUGCAGUACUUAAAUGCAGCUAGUGGCCACACCAGAUACUGACUGUUUUGAUUUUGACCACCUUUGUUCAGGGACACAUUAUUUAAUUUCUGUUCGUCACAUGCCUGUGGAACUUGUUCAGUUUAUGUCUCAGUUGUUGAAUCUUAUGUUCAGACAAAUAUUUACACAUGUUAAGUUAGCUGAAAAUAAACACAGCUGACAGUGAGAGGAUGUUUCUUUUUUUGCUGAGUUUAGUAGCCUUCAGCAGUGUUUAAAUAAUUUCUAACUUGUUAACAAUUUCUGCUUGAUAGUUUUUGCUACCAUGUGGGUUUUAGCUUGCUUGAGCCUGCUAACAGUGUUAAUUCAACUGUUUCCAUACAUGUUUCAUUUUAAAACAUGUAUCUUACAAAGGAGUCAUUUAAUUUAACUGCUUAACUAUUUAUUUAUCUGUACACGGAAUUGUAUUUAUUUUAUUUCUCUCUUUUUUUCUAAUCUUUACAGGAAAAUGCCACGGGCACUAUCUGAUGUGUGAAGACUUUUCACUGCAGCUAAUGUAGAAGGAAAUGUGUACAUUUGCAAAUACUGUGCCAAAUGAAAUGUGAAGAAUACAACAAAGAUGUGCAUGAAGUUCCCUCAGUGCUCACAACAAGCAACCUCUGAGACAAGUCCCUCUACUUCUAAUCGAGAUGAGCUGAAGGCAGUCAUCAAUGACCUUGGACCACAGAAGGUAUUUGCACUGAUGACAGACAUGCAUUGAAUCUGCUUCUCAAGGACAUCAUGGCACCGAAAACAAUGUAUACACUCAACAAGAGAGCAAAGGAAAUUGUUAGGUAUGUGAAGGGUCAACAAGUUAUAGCAGCAAUCUACCUCACCAAGCAAAGUGAGAAGAAUAAGAGCAUCGCAUUGAAGCUGCCCAGCAACACCCGUUGGAGUGGUGUUGUCGUCGUGUUUGACAGUCUUCUGGAGGGGAAGGAGUCUCCAGGAAAUGGCCAUAUCACAGUCUGCCGAUAUGGACAGCCCCAUCAAGAGGAUCCUCCUGGAUGAUGUAUUUUGGGUUCUUGGCAGUCUGGCAAAGUACAUGUCCAAGCAAGGGCUUUGGGAAGGAGGUGCAAUAUGGCCGUUGUGCCAACAUAUCUCAUCAGCACCUGGUGGAAGGGACUUUGUGGAUCUGAGGCUCUUUCCCCUAUUGUCUCCAUCAUCCUCCAAAUCCCACCAACAUCAGCCGCCUGGUUCUUGUUUGGGAACACACACACACCAAAGCACGCAACAUGUUGACCAUUAUAAGGGUUUAAAAAUUGGUGGCAAUCUGGGGACAUUUGAGGCUUUUUGAGCCUGACAACGAGCCAUCCUCAACAGGGUUGGAAAGUGACAGUGAAGAUGAGGCCUCAGAGGCUGAUGUUCAAGAGGUGAACUUUGAGGAGGUCCAGGGAGAAGACAUGGAAGCCUGAGAGGAAGACAACCAAAGCUUUAGUCUAGAAACUAUAAUUUUACAGAGAUGCGAUGGAUCAUUCAAUAUUCUCUUUCUUUUGUUCUUCAGUGAAAUCAUCUCAUGUGAUGAGUCAACUCAUUUAAUUAAAGUUCAAUUCAUAACUAAAUUGUUUUUAUUUCUAUUGGAAGGGUUUUUUGCAAUUGUCUACUUAUGAUAAGGUAAAAGUUUUGUUUCUGUCUCCAUAUGGUAAAUAUAUCCAAUGCAAAAAAACAUCUACAUUUAAAUUGAAUUAAUAUUCAUUUUCAUAUAUUCCCGUUAAUUCCCACGGAAAGUUUCCACCUUUUGAGUAUUCCCCGAAAUGUACAACCUUAUUUGUAGUAAAUAAUCAGACCAUGGGGUUCUAGGCACUUAUGUGAACCAAGUGUGACCAUUUGCCUGAAAUGCUACCUGCUAGAAGAAAGCUAAUAUGUGUGAUUUAGCUAAAUUAUAUUGUUUUAAGCUUUUUUUGGCAUGUCAAUCAGCCAUAUCACAAAGACGCAUAAGCAUUCACAUUACAAUUACCCACAUUACAAUCAUCCUUGGUCUCAUGAGCCAUUUGGUCUUUUACCAUCGUUAAUGUAAAAAAAAAAAAAAAAAAACAUUUAAUUUGUUCCUGUCUGUGCCCCUGCCACUCUUUGCUUUGUGUGUAUGACAAUCUCAUUUGGCUCUUAAUGUGUUUUCCUCCCUCUACCUUAACCUGCCUGGCCCGGAGCAGAGGAAGCUGAGGUGUCCAACAUUGACCAUGUGGUCCUGGAUGAGGACAACUCUGGCUCCCGCAGGCUGCAGAACCUCUGGAGAGAUUCCAGAGAAGAGGCCUUGGGUGAAUAUUACAUGAGGAAAUAUGCCAAGCAAUCAGGAAAUGAUUUUCCUGGGGGUUCUGAGGAACUGUCUGAUGACAUCACCCAGCAGCAGCUGCUCCCUGGCGUCAAGGAUCCUAAUCUUUGGACGGUCAAGUGUAAGAUUGGAGAAGAGAGAGCAACCGCCAUCGCAUUGAUGAGGAAAUUCAUUGCCUAUCAAUUCACAGACACGCCCCUCCAAAUCAAGUCGGUAGUGGCUCCCGAACAUGUCAAAGGUUACAUCUAUGUGGAGUCGUACAAGCAGACUCACGUCAAGGCUGCAAUUGAUGGAAUAGGCAACCUGAGGAUGGGCUUCUGGAACCAGCAGAUGGUUCCCAUCAAGGAGAUGACAGACGUCCUCAAGGUGGUCAAAGAGGUGACUAACCUCAAGCCCAAGUCCUGGGUCCGCCUCAAGAGAGGCCUCUACAAAGAUGACAUUGCCCAGGUGGACUAUGUGGAGCCCAGUCAGAACACGAUAUCACUGAAGAUGAUUCCCAGGAUAGAUUUGGACAGAAUUAAGGCCCGUAUGAGCAUGAAAGACUGGUUUGCAAAGCGGAAGAAGUUCAAGAGACCAGCCCAGAGACUCUUCGAUGCGGAAAAGAUCAGGUCACUUGGUGGGGAUGUCAGCCACGAUGGAGACUUCAUGAUAUUUGAAGCUAACCGCUACAGCCGUAAAGGGUUCCUCUUCAAGAGCUUUGCCAUGUCUGCUGUGAUCACUGAAGGAGUGAAACCCACUCUGUCAGAGCUGGAGAAGUUUGAGGAUCAGCCAGAAGGCAUUGAUCUGGAGGUGGUGACUGAAACCGCAGGUAAAGAGCGUGAGCACAACCUCCAGGCUGGGGACAACGUGGAGGUGUGUGAAGGGGAGCUGAUCAACUUGCAGGGCAAGAUCCUGAGUGUGGAUGGCAACAAGAUCACCAUCAUGCCCAAGCAUGAGGACCUGAAGGAUCCGCUGGAGUUCCCGGCCCAUGAAUUGAGGAAGUACUUCCGUAUGGGUGACCACGUCAAGGUGAUAGCAGGCCGCUACGAGGGCGACACCGGCCUCAUCGUACGCGUGGAGGAGAACUUUGUCAUCCUCUUCUCUGACCUCACCAUGCACGAGUUGAAGGUCCUGCCCCGGGACUUACAGCUGUGCUCUGAGACGGCGUCAGGGGUAGAUGCCGGGGGCCAGCACGAAUGGGGAGAGCUGGUCCAACUGGACCCCCAGACCGUGGGAGUUAUUGUCAGGCUGGAGAGAGAGACAUUCCAGGUCCUCAACAUGCACGGCAAGGUGCUGACGGUGCGUCACCAGGCAGUGAAUCGGCGGAAAGACAACCGCUUUGCUGUGGCGCUGGACUCUGAGCAGAACAACAUUCACGUCAAAGACAUCGUCAAGGUCAUCGACGGGCCACACUCGGGGCGUGAGGGAGAGAUCCGCCACAUUUUCCGAGGCUUUGCCUUCCUGCACUGUAAAAAGCUGGUGGAGAACGGGGGCAUGUUCGUCUGCAAGACACGCCACGUGGUGCUGGCCGGGGGCUCCAAGCCCAGAGACGUCACCAACUUCACCGUGGGAGGCUUCGCUCCGAGGAGUCCAAGUAUCAGCAGCCCCAUGCAUCCAGGUGGUGGUGGUGGUCAGCAGCAGAGGGGUGGUGGAGGAGGUGGACAGAUGGGGCGUGGCCGGGGCAGGAGGGACAACGACCUGAUUGGACAGACCGUCCGCAUCUCCCAGGGACCAUACAAGGGGUACAUUGGAGUGGUGAAGGAUGCCACUGAGUCGACAGCCAGAGUGGAGCUGCACUCAACAUGCCAGACCAUCUCUGUGGACCGACAGCGUCUCACCACAAUGGGAGCCAAGAGGCAUGGAGGAAUGACUUCCACACACGGACGCACUCCCAUGUACGGUUCCCAGACCCCCAUGUACGGGACAGGCUCCCGUACCCCCAUGUAUGGCUCUCAGACCCCCUUACACGAUGGGAGCCGUACACCGCACUACGGCUCGCAGACCCCGCUGCAUGAUGGGAGCAGAACGCCGGGGCAGAGCGGAGCGUGGGACCCCAACAACCCCAACACACCGUCCAGGGCGGACGAUGACUUUGAGUUUGGUUAUGAUGACGAGCCCUCGCCGUCCCCUCAGGGCUACGGGGGCACGCCUAACCCCCAGACCCCUGGCUACCCAGAGGUGCCCUCACCCCAGGUCAAUCCCCAGUACAACCCCCAGACCCCAGGCACCCCAGCCAUGUACAACACGGAACAGUACUCGCCGUACACUGCCCCCUCCCCACAGGGCUCGUACCAACCCAGCCCCAGUCCCCAGAGCUACCAUCAGGUGGCCCCCAGCCCAGUGGGCUACCAGAACACACACUCACCAGCCAGCUACCACCCCACACCCUCACCCAUGGCAUACCAGGCCAGUCCGAGCCCCAGCCCGGUAGGCUACAGCCCCAUGACCCCCGGCGCACCCUCCCCUGGCGGCUACAACCCCCACACCCCCGGCUCCAACAUCGACCAGACCUCCUGCGACUGGGUCACCACCGACAUCCUGGUGCGGGUUAAGGACACCUUCCUGGACAGCCAGGUGGUUAACCAGACGGGCGUCAUCCGCAGUGUCACGGGUGGCAUGUGCUCAGUCUUCCUCCAGGACACAGAGAAGGUGGUGAGCAUCUCCAGUGAACACCUAGAGCCUGUCACCCCAACUAAGAACAACAAGGUGAAGGUGAUUUUAGGGGAGGACCGCGAGGCCACUGGGAUCCUACUGAGUAUUGAUGGGGACGACGGCAUCGUCAGGAUGGAGCUGGAUGACCAGCUGAAGAUUCUCAACCUCCGCUUCCUGGGCAAGCUGGAGCUCUGAGCCAUCACACCCCAACCUCACAACACGCCCUCACUGCAAAGCAACGUCACUCAAAACAAGCAGAAUAUGUGCCCCCAUGUUCACUAUCAAAGAUUAAAAUUGCCCGUGUAAUUUCUUUUCAGCCAAACUUGUGCUCUUAGUGAACUCGCAUUGGUUUUUAGUGCUCUGUGGUUGUAAUUUCUGUCUGUUCUUUACUUUUUUUGUUAUAGAAACGACCUUUUGGUUAUGCGUGUACAAUGUCAAUUAAAUGUUAACUGUU